Lycium ferocissimum is the source of this 965-nucleotide messenger RNA. Its product is annotated as 2-oxoglutarate-dependent dioxygenase 19-like. The transcript has 2 exons. The record is from RefSeq and is a predicted model, not a curated record. Bases 297 to 965 code for a protein of 222 amino acids. NCBI's taxonomy places the organism in Eukaryota, Viridiplantae, Streptophyta, Magnoliopsida, Solanales, Solanaceae.
ACUAAGAAACGGGUCAUAACUCAACCUGCCUAUUUUUUACUAAGUAUUUAAAUUUUCCUAAAGCUUUUUCCCCACCCUUUAUUAUGGGCUUAUGGUUAUAUACAACAUAUCAACAAAACUUUUUUAAAAAACAUUUUGACAGUUUCUCAUGGGUACUACGUUCAACCCAUAUUGUAGAUGGGUUGAAUUGGACGGAUUAAAAGGGGCAGAGCUAAUAUUCCGCCCUAACUUCAAUGAGUUGGAUGAUUCAUGUUUUCAUGAGCUAAUUUAAUCACUAUUAAUACCUCGGAAAGUAAAUGAUUAUGAGUUCAUUUUUAUUUAUUUAUUUAUCUCUUUUGUUUUAUAGUGAUACUAUGUCGGAGUAUAGUGAGAAAACUCGAGAAGUAGCAAAAGGAUUACUUGCAGGAAUAUCAGAAGGCUUAGGACUUGAAGAAUGUUUCUUGGACAAAGCUCUAGACAUGAAGUCAGGAUUUCAGAUAUUCAUUGCAAAUUAUUACCCACGUUGUCCUCAGCCUGAACUUGCACUUGGAAUGCCACCUCAUUCAGAUCAUGGCCUUUUAACUCUUAUUAUUCAAAACCAAGUUGGAGGUCUACAAGUUCAACAUCAAGGCAAAUGGAUUCAUGUCAAUGCUCUUCCAAAUUCUCUCUUGGUCAAUACUGGUGAUCAUCUUGAGAUUUUCAGUAAUGGCAAAUACAAGAGCAAUGUACACAGAGUAGUGGUAAACAACACAAGUCCAAGAAUAUCAGUUGCUGUUGCUCAUGGACCAUCACUAGAAGCAAUUGUGAGCCCUGCUUGCCCAUUGGUACAAAGUGAAAGCAACCCUCCAGCUUAUAUACCAAUGAAGUACAAGGAUUACAUCGAGUUGCAGCAGAGUAAUCAACUUCACCAAAAAUCCAUCUUGGAACAGGUCAAGAUUCUGAAAGAAGACACAGAUUUUGGAAAUUUUCUCUGUGUAUUUUAUUGA